This is a messenger RNA of Vitis riparia (riverbank grape), 792 nucleotides long. Its product is annotated as zyxin-like. The coding region runs from base 1 to 792 and encodes 263 amino acids. NCBI's taxonomy places the organism in Eukaryota, Viridiplantae, Streptophyta, Magnoliopsida, Vitales, Vitaceae. The transcript is spliced from 3 exons. The record is from RefSeq and is a predicted model, not a curated record.
AUGGCUAGAACCCGAGGAGCUAAGUCCUUGUCCCCAUCAUCUCGCCUGAGACCUGUCCAAGCUGCCACACCCGAGCCUCCGAGGCCACCGGUCGUCCCACCUUCGGUUGAGGACACACCCAUAAGUCCUCCUAUGACACGCUAUCAGACACGGAGGUCACUCACCAUGACUGGGGCGAGCUCUUCCCGAGCCCAAAAGUCAGGUCGCGGUCCCCCAAAGAAGAAAACCAAGGUCUCAGAGCCAAUUGAUUUAAUAGAGUUGUCUUCAAAGCCUGAAUCAGAGCCUCGGCCAUCUCAACCACCUGCCAAAAAGCCUCAACCAUCUCAGCCACCAGCCAAACAGUCUCAUAUUCCCUCAAGCAUGACUCCUGAGGUGGUUAUCAGACGCCCCAUGAGGAGAGGAGUUUUGCUAGAGGCGCUAUUUAGGAUAUCUGAGGGAUACUUCUUUGGCCCUUAUCAUCUCAUCAUGGCCGCUCUUCUAUACUUUGAAGAGAAGGUCCAUAAGAAGAAGCUACUCCGAGCGGAUGCUAUUCCACUUCUCUUCCUCAGACUGUUAUGCCAGAUUUUGGAGCAUUUGGGAUACCCAGCAGAGCCUCAGCUUGAGCCCCCUGCAGUGGCCUCCCCAGAGCCUAGUCCUGAGGUUGCACCCUCUGCUCCUCAGGCCACACCACGGACUCCCCUUGUUAUUCCACCCAUAUCAGAGCCAUCUCCUUCCUCUGAGCCAAGGAUUGUUAUACCCAUUAUCGAGUAUAAAGGUCUAUGCCACACUUUCCAGGCAUUGGCCACUUCUUAG